Messenger RNA from Paramecium pentaurelia, 709 nucleotides. The record is from the annotation of a GenBank genome assembly. NCBI's taxonomy places the organism in Eukaryota, Ciliophora, Oligohymenophorea, Peniculida, Parameciidae.
AUGAAUAUGAAUCCAGAAGAAAUCUACUUAAAUUAAUUAUAUGAGUAACAAUAAAUCAAAUUUCUCUAUCUUAAAAAUAGGAACCUGAGUGAAUACUCUAUUAAAAGUUUAAAAAUAAUACUUUUAUCAAAGAAUAACCAUCUAGAGAGAUCUAAUAAGAAUUAUCUAAUUACGGUAAUACUUCAAUGUCACUUUUUUAAGAGAAAUCAAAUUAUUACAAGAUAGUAUAAUUUUAUUAGUUAGUUUUUGAUAUUUAAUCUUUUACUAUUGAGAAGAUUUCUGAUUUAAAUGUUCAAAAGUUUGGAUCAAUAAGUAUUUAAUAUAAAUGAUUGUUUUUAUUAUAAAAUGUUGUAAUAAUAAUUUUACUAUGACGUGUUUAAGAUAGUCCAAUAGAUGUCUGCCAAUUAGAUUAUCACUACUAAUGAAAAGGAAAAUUUAAAAAGUCUCAAUUCAUCAUUUAUUUUUAGAUAUAAUAAUUAAUCAUGAUUCAAAGUUUGUACAAACCCUUGAUACUAUUUAUAAAUCAGAAGAAAAUGAAAAGUCUGAGAAAAUUAUUGCUGAAAUCAAAUUAUAUAUCAAAUCUAUUAGACAAAGAAAACCUAAAUAUUUGAAAAACAAAUAAAUGCGUGUUAUUACUGAUGAAACAGAAAAAUAUAUAUAUGAUGACAUAAUAGCAGAAGUCUCUUCAGAUAGUGACUCUAUUUCCUGA